UCAUUUUAAGCAUACCAUCUUGGAAUUAAUGCUAUAUUUAAACUUAAGCAUGUACCUCAAAUGCUUUGCUCGAUUAGGGCCUAAACCAAUAAGUUCCUAUAAAAAUUUAAAAGUUUCUAUAGGAAUUAUUGCUAAAAGCUAUAGAGAAUGAUUUCCUUUCUCUAGCAUUGUAAGCUUAUCCCACAGUAUCUUAUAGAAAACUCUGUAUCCCUGGUUUAAAGAUUCUAUGGGAACCCUAAGUCUAUAAAGGCUUUUCCUGUAAAACGUUUGACUUAAGGAAGAAACUAAAAAUAACACUGCAGCCACUUCUGAUAUGGUAUAAUUUCCUGAUUACCAAAGCAUGUAUUGAAAUCUUAGGCAGAGCAAUCAUGAUAGUCUAGAGAGUAUCUGUAUACGUUUUUUCUAUGAUGAAACAUCAGGAACUGCUGUCUAACUGUGCUGCAGUCAUGCAGGAUUAAGUAAUAUUUUAGUCGUCAGCCACACUCCUUUUCAGGUUCAGGGAUUUCCCUGUCCUGCGUUACCCACGUGUACGAUCAACCCUCUGUUUUGCAUACCUAAUGCCAGCAGAGUAUAAAAGGCAUUCACGAUCCAACAGGGACACAGUACCACUGAGGUUACAGGCAAGAAACUUUGGCUGAGAAGGCUACAGACUUGGAAAAACUUCUCGCGAAAGCAAGGUAAGGCAACUCUGUGUUUGACUGAGCAGCCAACCAAGCAGUUAACAGUUUUAUUCCACUUCCUAAUUUUUUGCUUUUCCAAACUGUCUCUCUGCCUCACAAACUUUAGCUUCUUUGCUAUAGUCCUUAAAGUUUCCUUUAAGUAAAAACAAUAUAAUGAAUGUUCCUGAAUUGCUUUCAAGGACCUAGAGAAACAAGGGGUUUCUUAUUUUUAUCAUCAACACAUAGAAAAUAAAGAUGAAAAAAUUAUGCACUUCAUCAACUCAGCAUGCUUCACCAUGAUUACAGUUCCAAAGCUUUUCAGUACCAAUUGCUGCUCAUAGGUCUCAUAUUUGAAAAUCUGGGGUUGCUAUAUACAAUUCUGAGAGUGCUUCACAGCAGUUUACACCAUUAGAAAAGAUCAUUCUUUUACAUUUAGAUUUAUUUAUAAGACCAGAUUUUAAAGAAUGAAGGGGUGUCUUCAUUUUUUUUCUAUUGUAUUGUAACGUGCUAGAUAUGUUUCUAGUGUAGUAACUAUUAUUAUACAUAAUCACUUUUCUCCUCUUUUACUUUUAUUAAGGGCUUUUAACAUCUUUAUACUAAAUAGCAAUUUCUUUAGACGUAGUUGCAUUCAUUUCAAUGAAUACAUUUUGGGUACAGGUUGUUCUUACAAUGGGGGCUUCUAGGUGCAACAGCAAUACAAAUAAUCAACAUAUGUUAGAAAAAAUGAAAAGCAAAUGUCCUGUCUUUCCUGAUCUUCAGACUUCUUGACUACAAGUCGGUCUUUGGUUGGUUUUCCAAAGAAGUUUUAAAUAACAAACUAGUUUCAGUGUUACCCAUCAAGCAUCUCUUUUUUCCCAUGGAAGAAAACUUUGCUUUGGGACCAGAAGUUAGCAGAAAAUCUGGAGUCCAAAAGAAUGAUAAGACAAUUCGUGAUAAUUAAUAGGGCACCAGAUUAACUUCUGACUGAUAGUGCUACCUGGGUUAGGGAUAUGUUCUGUUCUGUUGUAUACACAGUGUAGAGCACACAAGUUGCUUCCGCGCCUGCAGUUUUUGAACAGAAGCUGAAACCUGUAAACAUCAAGUUCUCAGGUGCUGCAAAAUGGCUUUAGUUCCCUGGAGAAGAAUUUCUCUGUGAGGGGAAUCUUUACUGUGUGAAUGACCCAGGCUUUCACAUUUUAGAUCAGUCUCCUACAAAAUUAGAGAUUUAAAUAAACAGAGGAGCGUAUUUUUUUACACUUAAAGUUCUGAAAAAACGGGUAUGCUAAACUGAAAACAGAAAUGUAUUUUUGUGACACUGAUGAACUAUGCUUUGUAUUUCAUUGACCCUGAACACAUCUGAAAGACAUUUAAGUGUGUCUGGGGUACAGGUAGCAUGUGCUUUCUCAUUUUUAAUCAGAGGAUGUUAACUGUAGUAAGUCUGUUAAGUCCGUUGUGCUUCCCCAUCCUGCCCAGAGCGGGUGUUGCCUCCUUUAUCACUAAAGACAUCAUUUUAUUUCCUUCCUUAGAGAAGCCUCCUCCUCAUCACCUAAAUCACAGUAUCAGGGUUGGGAAGUAGCAGCAUAACUUAAAGUACACAAAAUGCUGUGCCCUUGGCAAUUUGCAUUCAAGAAUCAAGCCAGUAAGAACCGGUCCUUUGAAGAGAAAGAUGUAAAUAAUAAUGUGGAAAAAGGAGCCAUGAAAGAUCACAGCUUAAUGAAAGAAGAUGCCGAUAACCUGAGCAAGAAACAGAAUGAGAUGCCGUGUGUCAAAACUGCAGCCGAGAAACCUCCACAAAAUGGCAUCAAGCCAGCGAACCAAAAUCCGAGGUGUCCAAGAUAUGUAAAAAUAAAAAACAUGGAAAAUGGCAGCAUCCUUCAAGAUACAUUGCACCUUCAGGCAAAGGAGGUUAUGAACUGCAGGACCAAGGCUUGCCAAGGGGCACUGAUGACCCCAAAAGGUUUUAUGAGAGGCCCUAGGGACAAGCCAGUCCCACCAGAGGAACUUCUACCUCAGGCGAUAGAAUUUGUCAAUCAGUACUACGGCUCGUUCAAAGAACCAAAAGUAGAAGAACAUCUGGCCCGAAUGGAAGCAGUUAAUAAAGAGAUAGAAACAACAGGAACCUAUCAACUGACCAAAGAUGAACUUAUCUUUGCGACCAAACAGGCCUGGAGAAAUGCUCCAAGAUGCAUAGGAAGAAUCCAGUGGUCCAAUCUACAGGUGUUCGAUGCACGUGACUGUAAAACAGCCAAGGAAAUGUUUGAACAUAUCUGUCGCCACAUUGAAUACUCCACAAACAAUGGAAAUAUAAGGUCGGCCAUCACUGUCUUCCCUCAACGGACUGAUGGGAAACAUGAUUUUCGCAUAUGGAAUGGCCAGCUCAUCCGAUACGCUGGGUACCAAAUGCCAGAUGGGUCCAUCAUCGGAGACCCAGGCUGUGUGCAGCUGACACAGUUGUGCAUUGAUCUUGGGUGGAAGCCCAAGUACGGUCGCUUUGAUUUAGUUCCACUGAUUAUCCAAGCAAACGGCCAAGACCCGGAAAUAUUUGAACUGCCUCCAGAAAUUAUCCUUGAAGUGCCAAUGGAGCAUCCAAAGUACGAAUGGUUUAAAGACCUGGAUCUGAAGUGGUAUGCGAUGCCUGCUGUGGCCAACAUGUUGCUCGAAGUGGGAGGCCUGGAAUUCACUGGCUGCCCUUUCAACGGCUGGUACAUGGGCACCGAGAUAGGCGUGCGAGAUUUCUGUGAUGUGCAACGGUACAACAUCCUUAAGGAAGUAGGAAGAAGGAUGGGUCUGGACACAAACAAACUUUCUUCACUGUGGAAAGAUCAAGCUGUUAUAGAGAUUAACAUCGCUGUGCUUUAUAGCUUCCAAAAGCAAAAUGUCACCAUCAUGGAUCACCACUCUGCUGCUGAGUCCUUCAUGAAAUACAUGCAGAAUGAGUACCGUGUUCGAGGAGGUUGUCCGGCAGACUGGGUUUGGCUUGUGCCUCCGAUAUCAGGGAGCAUUACCCCAGUAUUUCACCAGGAGAUGCUGAACUAUGUGCUUUCACCAUUCUAUUACUACCAGGAGGAUGCUUGGAAAACUCAUGUCUGGCAUGAUGAAACACGCAGGCCAAAGAAAAAGGAGAUAAAGUUUAGUGUUUUUGCAAAGGCCGCAUUCUUUGCCUCUUCACUGAUGCGGAAAACGAUGGCAGCCAGGUCUAAAGCAACUGUGAUAUAUGCGACAGAGACAGGGAAAUCUGAAACCCUGGCCAACAAUCUGCGUGACUUAUUCAACUGUGCCUUCAAUACCAGGAUUCUUUGUAUGGAUGACUAUAAGAUCAGUGACCUGGAGAAAGAAAAUCUCCUUCUGGUGGUGACCAGCACUUUUGGAAAUGGAGAUUCACCUGGCAAUGGAAAGAAACUGAAGGAUUCCCUGUUCGCUAUGAAAAAGCUGAACAAAAAACUCAGAUAUGCUGUAUUUGGCCUGGGAUCAACCAUGUAUCCAGAGUUCUGUGCCUUCGCUCAUGCCAUUGACCAAAAACUCACACAGCUAGGUGCCUCUCAGAUCACCGCAACAGGUGAAGGGGAUGAACUCAAUGGGCAGGAAGAAGCCUUUCGUGCCUGGGCAGUGAAUGCAUUCAAGACUGCCUGUGAGAUCUUUGAUGUCCGUGGGAAAAACAGCAUUCAGGUACCCAAGAUGUAUACCGCUGAUGAGUCCUGGAAUCCUAAGAACUACAGGGUGGUGUAUGACUCCCAGGCUUUGGACUUGAGUAAAGGACUUGCUGACAUACAUGCAAAGAAUGUGAUUCCAAUGAAGCUCAAAUUUAGGCAGAACCUGCAAAGUUCAAAAUCCAGUCGUGUUACCAUCCUUGUUAAGCUUUCCUGUGAGUCUAAUCAGGAAAUGCAGUACCUGCCCGGAGAUCACGUUGGGAUUUUCCCAGGCAACCAGCCAGAAUUAGUUCAGGACAUCACUGAGCUUCUUAAAGAUGCACCCCCAGCUGAUCAGACUGUCCGACUGGAAACCUACAAUGAUGGUGGCUACUGGACAAGUGACAAGAAAAUUCCACCCUGCACACUCUCAGAAGCCUUGACAUACUUCCUGGAUAUCACCACCCCACCCUCACAGCAGCUGCUAAAAAAGCUCUCCCAGCUGGCAACAGAGGAAGGAGACAAACAGAGACUGGAAGUCUUAUGUCAUAGCUUAGAGAAGUACAACGACUGGAAGUUUUUCAACAGUCCCACCAUCCUGGAGGUCCUGAAGGAAUUCCCUUCCAUUAAGGUCUCAACACCUUUCUUGCUGACUCAGUUGCCUUUGCUGAAGCCCAGGUACUACUCCAUCAGCUCCUCACAAGACAUGUCACCCAGAGAGGUCCAUCUGACAGUUGCAGUGGUCAACUACAGGACAAAGGAUGGUCAAGGUCCCUUACAUCAUGGAGUUUGCAGUACAUGGCUGAAUACAAUAAAUCUCAGUGAAUCAGUGCCAUGCUUUGUACGCAGUGCUGCCGGAUUCCAGCUCCCGAAGGAUCCAUCCACGCCAUGCAUUCUGAUUGGCCCAGGGACAGGAAUUGCUCCAUUCAGAAGCUUCUGGCAGCAGCGUCUCCAUGACUUGGAAAAGAAAGGAAUCAAAGGCAGCGGCAUGACAUUACUGUUCGGCUGCCGACGAUCAGAUACGGAUCACAUCUACAGAGAAGAAACUCAGGAGAUGAAGAGAAUGGGAGUACUCAAAGAGGUCUACACUGCUUACUCCAGGCAGCCUGGCCAAGCAAAAGUCUAUGUUCAAGACAUUCUUCGGAGCAAGCUGGAGGCAGAAGUGCACCAAGUCAUUCAUGAAGACAAAGGGCAUCUGUAUGUCUGUGGAGAUGUGCGCAUGGCCAGGGACGUUGCCCAGACCUUGAGGGAGAUGUUUGCUAAGAGACUGAAGCUGACAGAGGAGCAGGCUGAAGAAUACGUCUCCCAGCUCAAGAGCCAGAAGCGAUACCAUGAAGACAUAUUUGGGGCUGUGUUUCCACGUAACCACAAACGAGAUGGAAAAGCUUCAAAACCCACCAGCCAAAGAACAGAUCAGCAGUUAACAUUUUAAUCAAAAUUUGCACACGCGUUGUUAUUUUCAAACAGCAAGGGGCCAAGUCUUUCUGAUGCAUGUCAAUGAUGCGCAUGUGUCUGAGAGUAGUCCUUGGCCCUUUCAGGUUUAGCUUUAGGUCAGCACAAAAAAACUAAAUGUAUUUUAUUUAAUUAAAUCCAUAUUGCUAUUUAUUCUGUGAUUUCUUUUUAAUAAAUAUUUUGUUAUAAUCUGGAUAGUCAAAGGCAGAUUAUUUUUUUUAACCCUGUCUAGAAUAGGGUGUGCUCUGGCUAGUUGAAAAUACAGAAAAAAAUCUGCUGCUUCUGCUGCUGAAGAAAAUUAAGAUUUUUUUUUUAAUAUAUGAUUGCAAGUGCAAGCAGUUAUGUGAAAUAGAUUUUUUUCUAUACCUUUGUGUAUUUAUAUGAGACUGUUUUACUGGGUAUGCAGUUGCCCCCUCACAGCAAGUUGCUGCCUGUUUUGUCUUCUUGUGUGGACGGCCUUGAUUUUAGCAGAGGUUGCAAAUGAAGUAAUAAUAUAACCAUUCCAGCAUGGGAAUAUCUUACAUACAGAUGGAGAAGUUGCCACACUUGGAUCUGUUACUGCUGUUUAUAGAGCCCCCAUCAGUGGGGUUCCAAACUAUGCAUAAGCACUUUUGUACAUUUGAAUUCUGUACUCUUGACUUGACUGAUUUAUAAUAAAUGG
Molecule: messenger RNA, 6377 nt
Organism: Alligator sinensis (Chinese alligator)
Lineage: Eukaryota; Metazoa; Chordata; Crocodylia; Alligatoridae
Gene: NOS2
Product: nitric oxide synthase 2
Exons: 26
Coding region: 2238-5696 (1152 amino acids)
Biological process (GO): nitric oxide biosynthetic process
Molecular function (GO): NADP binding; flavin adenine dinucleotide binding; FMN binding
Source: RefSeq, a predicted model, not a curated record